This is a messenger RNA of Cutaneotrichosporon oleaginosum, 573 nucleotides long. RefSeq lists its product as uncharacterized. Gene Ontology annotation, cellular component: half bridge of spindle pole body; mitotic spindle pole body. Gene Ontology annotation, molecular function: microtubule binding; calcium ion binding. Gene Ontology annotation, biological process: spindle pole body duplication. The record is from RefSeq and is a predicted model, not a curated record. Lineage: Eukaryota; Fungi; Basidiomycota; Tremellomycetes; Trichosporonales; Trichosporonaceae.
CCCAUCUCUUUCCUCCUUCCCCACGCCACGAUGUCCGCGUUUCCCGGCCGCCCGCGCCGCGCCGCGCCGCCCACCCGCCCAACAUUGACCGACGAGCAGCGCGGCGAAGUGCGCGAAGCGUUCGAGCUCUUCGAUACGGACAAGGACGGAUUUAUCGACUACCACGAGCUCAAGGUUGCGCUGCGUGCGCUCGGCUUCAACUUGCGUAAACCCGAGGUGUUGAAGCUCCUGCGCGAACACGAUCGCGGGGAUGGGUUGAUGAGCCUCGCGGACUUUGAGAAGAUCAUGACGGAGAAAAUCCUCGCGCGCGAUCCAAUGGAGGAGCUGCGGCGCGCGUUUGCGCUCUUUGACGACGACCACACAGGCAAGAUCAGUCUCAAGAACUUGCGGCGUGUGGCCAAGGAACUGGGCGAGCAUCUUGGAGACGAGGAGCUCCAAGCAAUGAUCGACGAGUUCGACAUGGACGGCGACGGCGAAAUCAGCCAGGAGGAGUUUAUUGCCAUCAUGCUCGAUGGCGAGUAGCGGCACGCAGUGUAUAAUGGUCGUCUAUGUAUUCAUCCCAGUGUUCUACAG